Salvelinus fontinalis (brook trout) is the source of this 7190-nucleotide messenger RNA. RefSeq names its product regulatory-associated protein of mTOR. The transcript has 36 exons. Gene Ontology annotation, cellular component: TORC1 complex; cytoplasm. NCBI's taxonomy places the organism in Eukaryota, Metazoa, Chordata, Actinopteri, Salmoniformes, Salmonidae. The coding region runs from base 465 to 4586 and encodes 1373 amino acids. The record is from RefSeq and is a predicted model, not a curated record. Gene Ontology annotation, biological process: cellular response to amino acid stimulus; regulation of autophagy; positive regulation of protein serine/threonine kinase activity. Gene Ontology annotation, molecular function: protein-macromolecule adaptor activity; protein binding.
UGCAUUGUGGGUCUUUCCCAAGAUGGCGGCGCCCUUGCUGAAGUGCUGAAGAAGUGUCUCUGGAGAAAUAGUUGGAAUUGUUUGUUAAUUUCACGGCAAGUAGUUUACAACAUUUGCCUCGUCGACACACGUUUGUGGCAGAAGACCAUACGACAAGCGUCAUUGACAGCUCGAGCCUGACAGCGCGUGGCGUGGUUGUGGCAGAGUGUCCGUGUGAAGAUGGGCCUCGUCUCGAGCCCCUUCCCAUAGCAAAGAGCAGCCGUGGGGAGAGAAACCGUAGAUUUCCCUGCAAACACAUACCGGUCGAACUUGGACCUAUCGGGUACGACAUUGUUUAUAAAUUGUGGACGCUACCGUACAAUUUUCUUUCAAGAAUUUUCUGUGCGACCGCGUCUAUAAUAGUCAGGAGACGGAGAGGUUUCCCACCCCGUAUCGAAGAGGAUUGUACCGCGCCAAGGGUCCUGAUGAAAAUGGACUCGGAACUGCUGCUCUCGCCGGCCGUGUGUCUGGCUGAGGAGGAGGAGGCGGACAUGAGCGACUGGAACCUGCCGCUGGCCUUCAUGAAGAAACGCCACUCAGAGAAGAUCGAGGGCUCCAAGGCCCUGGCCCAGAGCUGGAGGAUGAAGGACAGGAUGAAGACAGUGAGUGUGGCCCUGGUGCUGUGUCUCAACGUGGGCGUGGACCCUCCUGACGUGGUCAAGACGUCACCCUGCGCCAGACUGGAGUGCUGGAUCGACCCUCUGUCCAUGAGUCCACAGAAAGCCCUGGAGACCAUUGGGGCCAACCUGCAGAAGCAGUAUGAGAACUGGCAACCCAGGGCACGUUACAAGCAGAGUCUGGACCCCACCGUAGACGAGGUGAAGAAGCUGUGUACGUCCCUGAGACGCAACGCCAAGGAGGAGCGUGUCCUCUUCCACUACAAUGGACACGGGGUCCCCCGACCCACCGUCAACGGAGAGAUCUGGGUCUUCAACAAGAACUACACCCAGUACAUCCCUCUGUCUGUGUACGACCUCCAGACGUGGAUGGGCAGCCCCUCCAUCUUCGUUUACGACUGCUCCAACGCAGGCAUCAUCGUCAAGUCUUUCAAACAGUUCGCCCUGCAGAGAGAGCAGGAGCUGGAGGUGGCAGCCAUUAACCCCAACCACCCCCUGGCCCAGAUGCCUCUACCCCCCUCCAUGAAGAACUGUAUCCAGCUGGCUGCCUGCGAGGCCUCAGAGCUACUGCCCAUGAACCCUGACCUCCCCGCUGACCUCUUCACCUCCUGCCUCACCACGCCCAUCAAGAUCGCCCUGCGCUGGUUUUGCAUGCAGAAAAGUGCCAAGCUGGUGCCAGGGGUGACGUUGGACCUCAUUGAGAAGAUACCUGGGAGACUGAAUGACAGACGCACCCCACUGGGAGAGCUCAACUGGAUCUUCACUGCUAUCACUGACACUAUCGCCUGGAACGUGCUGCCCAGAGAUCUGUUCCAGAAGCUCUUUCGUCAGGACCUGUUGGUGGCCAGUUUAUUCCGCAACUUCCUGUUGGCCGAGAGGAUAAUGAGGUCAUACAACUGCACCCCUGUCAGCAGUCCGCGCCUGCCACCUACAUACAUGCACGCCAUGUGGCAGGCAUGGGACCUGGCUGUGGACAUCUGUCUCUCUCAGCUGCCCACCAUCAUUGAGGAGGGCACCGCCUUCAGGCACAGUCCGUUCUUUGCAGAGCAGCUGACAGCGUUCCAGGUGUGGCUGACCAUGGGAGUGGAGAACAGGAACCCCCCCGAACAGCUCCCCAUCGUACUGCAGGUCCUCUUGAGUCAGGUUCACAGACUCAGAGCGCUGGACCUGCUCGGCCGCUUCCUGGACCUGGGGCCCUGGGCCGUCAGUCUGGCCCUCUCAGUAGGGAUCUUCCCCUACGUGUUGAAGCUGCUACAGAGCUCUGCGCGGGAGCUCCGACCCCUGCUGGUCUUCAUCUGGGCUAAGAUCCUGGCUGUAGACAGCUCGUGUCAGGCAGACCUGGUAAAGGACAACGGACACAAGUACUUCCUGUCUGUCCUGGCCGACCCCUACAUGCCCGCUGAGCACCGCACCAUGGCUGUCUUUAUCCUGGCUGUGAUUGUCAACAGCUACACCACAGGCCAGGAGGCCUGCCUGCAGGGGAACCUGAUAGCCAUCUGCCUGGAGCAGCUCUCUGACCCUCACCCCCUGCUUCGUCAGUGGGUGGCCAUCUGCCUGGGACGCAUCUGGCAGAACUUUGACUCGGCCCGCUGGUGUGGUGUCAGGGACAGUGCCCACGAGAAGCUCUACAGCCUGCUGUCCGACCCCAUACCUGAGGUGCGCUGUGCGGCGGUGUUUGCCCUGGGGACGUUUGUGGGGAACUCAGCCGAGCGGACGGACCACUCUACGACCAUCGACCACAACGUGGCCAUGAUGCUGGCACAGCUCAUCAACGACGGCAGCCCUGUGGUCCGCAAGGAGCUGGUGGUGGCUCUGAGUCACCUGGUGGUUCAGUACGAGAGUAACUUCUGCACCGUGGCCCUGCAGUUCAUGGAGGAGGAGAAGAACUACGCUGUACCCUCACCUGCCAACACCUUAGAGCCCGGUAACCUGACUCCAGUGCGCGACAGCCCGGCCAUCCCUCGGCUGCGUUCAGUCAACUCCUACACCAACAUCAGAGCUGCCACCACCGCACGCAACCUCAACAAGAGCCUGCAGAACCUCAACCUCAACGAAGAGGGUGGUCCGGUGGCGUUCUCUCCGGGUAACCUGAGCACCAGCAGCAGUGCCAGCAGCACCCUGGGUAGCCCUGACAACGACGAGUACAUCCUCUCCUUUGAGACCAUCGACAAGAUGAGACGAGUCUCCUCCUACUCCUCCCUCAACUCCCUCAUAGGGGUGUCGUUCAACAGCGUUUACACACAGAUCUGGAGGGUUCUCCUGCACCUGGCGGCCGACCCGUUCCCAGAGGUGUCCGACCUGGCCAUGAAGGUCCUCAACAGCAUCGCCUACAAGGCCCUGUCUCUGUCUCUGUCUCCCCAGGCCACUAUAAACGCUCGGCCCCAGAGGAUCCUGGACUCUGGCUCUCUCACCCAGUCGGCCCCCGCCAGCCCCACCAGCAAGGGGGCACACAUCCACCAGGCAGGUGGUUCUCCCCCCAUGCCCAGUGCCAGCAGCUCCAGUCUGACCAACGAGGUGCCCAAACCCCCGACACGCGGAGGAGAACAGCCCCCCACGCGACCCCCCUACACCCCCACGCUGGGCGGACAGGCCCCCCACUCCCACCAGUUCCCCCGCACGCGCAAGAUGUUCGACAAGGGGCCCUCCGGCUCUGAACAGGCCGGGGAUGAUGCAGAUGACCCAGGAGGUCACAAGGCCUACAUGAAUGCCAACCUGUCUACAGGGCUGUGUGACUGGAGCGCCAAGUACUUUGCUCAGCCUGUUAUGAAGAUUCCAGAGGAGCAUGAUGUGGAGAGUCAGGUGAGGAAAGAGAGGGAGUGGAGGUUCCUGAGGAACGCCCGCGUUCGAAAACAGAGCCAACGCAUCACACAGAGAGGCGUGACCCGUCUGGACGACCAGAUCUUCAUCAACCGUAACCCUGGCGUUCCCUCCGUGGUCAAGUUCCACCCCUUCAACCCCUGCAUCGCCGUGGCAGACAAAGACAGCAUCUGUUUCUGGGACUGGGAGAAGGCGGAGAGGUUGGACUAUUUCUACAACGGGAACCCUCGCUACACCCGCAUCACAGCUAUGGAGUACCUCAACGGACAUGACUACUCCCUGCUGCUCACUGCUACAGAUGACGGGGCGUUGCGUAUCUGGAAGAACUUUGCGGACCAGCGGAACCCCGAGAUGGUGACGGCGUGGCAGGGCCUGUCCGACAUGCUCCCCACCACCCGAGGUCAGCCAUCCUCCAGCGCCCACAGUCUGGCCAGGCGGGUCUCCAUCUAUCUUGACAGGAGUAAGGGACAGGGAGGUGCAGGCAUGGUGGUGGACUGGGAGCAGGAGACGGGGCUGCUGAUGACGUCUGGAGACGUGAGGGUCAUCAGGAUCUGGGACACGGAGAGGGAGAUGAAGGUCCAGGACAUCCCAACGGGGGCAGACAGCUGUGUGACUAGCCUAUCAUGUGACUCACAGCGGUCCCUCAUCGCAGCGGGGCUGGGCGACGGCUCGGUCCGCCUCUAUGACAGGAGGAUGGGCGCCAACGAGUGUCGUGUGAUGACGUACCGGGAACACUCGUCCUGGGUGGUCAAGGCCCACCUGCAGAAGCAGACGGACGGCAAAAUCAUUAGUGUCAGUGUCGAUGGAGACGUGCGGUUCUUCGAGCUGCGGUCGCCGGACUCUGUGAACGUGCUGCAGACGGUGAAGGGUUUAACGGCGCUGGACAUCCAUCCGCAGGCCAACCUGUUCGCCUGUGGAUCAAUGAACCAGUUCAUAGCCGUGUACAACUCCAACGGUGACGUGAUCAGCAACAUCAAGUAUUAUGACGGUUUCAUGGGCCAAAGGAUCGGGGCUAUCAGCUGUUUGGCCUUCCAUCCCUACUGGCCUCAUCUGGCGGUGGGCAGCAACGACUACUACAUGUCCAUCUACUCAGCGGAGAAGAGGCUCAGAUAACCCCCCCCCCCCCCGAACUUUACCUUUGACCACUGACCUCUCUCCCCUCGGAGCCAGGAUGUAAAUGACUUCUAAUGUACAUAUGCAAUUGUUACCACCCCUGAAUGUUCUAUAGUGAUGGCUGCUGACAAACUCGUGUUUAUGAUGUUGACUUAUAUUAUUAUUCUUGAUCGUUUCAUUCAUAUUCUUUAUUAUGAAGCUAUUGAUUGUAGACUUGGCAGUGCUGAGGAGCGUGUAUAUUUAAUUGCGUGUAUACAGAGAUGAAUAUUAGGUCUAUUUUAAAGGUUCCAGCCUUGGCUGGGGGAGACGGGCGGUGUCGCUACCUGAAUGAACUCGGAAUGACCUCUAUGCAUCGGGGUCAAGAGGUUAUCGAGAGAGAGACAAUUCCCUCUCUCACACACAACUCUGGACCUGAAGGCGUGGCUCACGGACACCCGCAUGACCCUUAUUGAAGCCCCUCCCCCCUGCUGUAGCUAGUAGACUUUCUCUCACAAGAUGGUGGACUACGGGGCACAUCUGGUGUGUGAGAAAGUGAAAUGUAGAACAGAGCACAGAUGAGCCCAAAGUUGGCCCACAGCUUUGGACACAAACCGAUGCCCAUACAGAUGUCCACUAUUUUUAUUUUACCUUUAUUUAACUAGGCAAGUCAGUUAAGAACAAAUUCUUAUUUUCAAUGACGGCCUAGGAACAGUGGGUUAACUGCCUGUUCAGGGGCAGAACGACAGAUUUGUACCUUGUCAGCUCAGGGAUUUGAACUUGCAACCUUUCGGUUACUAGUCCAACGCUCUACCCACUAGGCUACCCUGCCGCCCCAUGCUAUACAUAUACAUGCUAUACUGUAGGACUAACCAGACCUCCUUGCAUCCAUGCACCCUCACCCCGUUGUGCUAAACUCACCAACCUUUGCCAUUCAUCUCCAUUAUCCUAUGCCCAAGGGCUGACCCCAUGUCCUUAGCGCAAUGGUUGACUACUGCUCAGCUCUAAUCCCAAGACUGAUGCUACCUGUCUGCCCUACCAGCAAAGCAAUAAUGAAUUAGCUUGGAGCUCUCUACAGCCUCCAAGCUUCUGCUGCUCCAGACCCCCCGCCCCCCCCCCACUCAUCGGCUGAACCAUACCCGCCUGAGGAGCCCCAGCACUGGGAGACAUGGAGCAGUUUGCUGGGGUCCUGAAGUAUCAGUUCCAGAGUUCUGGCUGAGGCCCGCUUGGCCCAUGCCCAUCCCCAGUCUUUCCUACAGACCCCAGCCAGAAGCACUCCGAGGCUGGACAAGAAGAAACAGCGCCCACUGCAUCCCCAGGGGUGGGGUUCUGCUGCUACUUUUCUGCAUCCUCGCACACAGGCUUAUGAGGACUGUAUGAACUGUGUAUGGACUGUCCCCAGAAUCACACACACCAGCCCUAGGCAGCCCUUUCCCCUGUGUGCCAACUACCAACCUCCACCCUGCUAUCUGCUACACUUUUUGGUGAACAGUCUGUGGCAAUUUUCUUCUAUCUUUGUUUGUUUUUUUCUUUUAACCUUGAUUUUAUUUGCCAGCCGUGUUUGGUUUCUUUAGCAGAAAGGGAGUUUCAAGAAGAUUGGGAUAGAGAAGUUGGGUCAAAAAACAGGAGUGACUUCAGACCUUACUUUGUAAUACAGUGCACUGGUAAAUACACAGUAACGCUCCAUAGCACUUCUUCAGUUCAGUGUCCUUGUUGUCAAAAGCCACAGCUCUCCUGUCAACCUCCAACACUAGCUCAGGUACCUCAUGAGCCACGAUAUACCACAUAAUACCGCGGCGUCUCUGCAUGGUAGACUCACAGAGGUCUGACGUUGCUCUUGAUAUGACGAACUAAGAUGGUCAAAAUAAGAGUCCUGAGGUGCCUUUUUUUUUUUAACAAGGGUUACCCCUCUGGUCAACACUGGCUCCAAGUGCGGUAUCGCCAUUAAUGUGCCUCCAUUAGGGGUCACUUUUUUGGUUUGCUCUGUAUUACCUUCCUGUUUUUCUUUGAAACAUAAUUUUUUUUUUGCACACUUUUGUAAUUUUAUAUUUUUUAAUUUGCUGGUAUUUGUUUGCCUUGGCCCUCAGUGAGAUGGAGAGAUGGGAGAGGACUGUUUCUCCCCCUUUCACAGAUUCUCUUACCCACACGGUGUCUCUCCUCAUACAGUACUCCCCCCAUGGACGCUACCCUCACCUUUUUGCCUCUAAAGUCCUCAGCCUGGCUAUCACCCUAGAAAGGAAUGGACAAUAAUGCUUUGCCUGUGGACUGAACCGGUCACAGAUGCCAUGCAUUCAGUAUAAGCGGCUGCACUCGCGGUCAUAACCAAGCCCCACUACGCUCAGUAGCUCCCCCUCUAGGGUACGGAGGAGGUACUGCAGCCUUCACUGCUAUCACUGACACCUACAGCAAAACCCCACAACGCUGUCUGUCAGCCAUGCUCAGAAUCACAUCUCUAGUUACCCUGCUUUGAGUUUUAACAUUUUAGAUAUGGAAACAAAUGAAACUUUGAAGAUGUAAAAGGAGAAAUUAAGGCAAUCAGGUGUUUCUCUGUGACGGUAGACUGCUUUGCUGACUGGUUUAUAAGAUAGGAGUUGAAGUCAGUCAAAUAAACCAAAUACACAACACAAA